ACGUUUCUGCGUUUCAGUUGGAGCUCCGCCGCUGCAUCGUGCGGUGCGUGCAACGGUGGCCUCUCGGGACGUGCGACUCGUUGCGUCAACUCGCGCGUCGUGUUCGGAAAAACAAGCGGAGGGAAAGUACCCGUGAACCCUGUUCCACUUUCUUCCGAGGUGGAAAUAAAAUAGGCGGAAUAAUUCCCGAGCUCUUCGAGGAGCGGCUGCGUUCCAAGCCUGUUGUCCUCGCUCGCGACGCGGGUGUAACACACGUGGACGAGAACGCGCGUCAGGUGACUCAAUGGACGGAGUAUUUGCUAGUCGGCGUACUACUUGAGGCUUGUUUAGAUUUUACGGGUGAACGAUACGUAUCGUGAUAUUAUACUUGUGGCAAGGAAAGGUCGAGUCAAAACAAAAAAAUUGAAAAAAAUUUCUAAUAUUUCACCGCUCCAAUAAUUUCGUUUCACAGUCUUUUACUGGCGCCACGGUCGCCAAGAGACUGCAAGGGGAUUACACGAAACAGAAAGAAAGAAUCGAUCGUCAUCAGGGAUCAUAUUGAAAAUUCUUCAAACUGGGCGACAGAAGGGGAAAGCAUCGAAGAGUGAGAAUGGCGGACGAGGAUCAGAACACGGUUCAACGGACGGCUCCCAAAAACAAAUUCUUGAGUCACCUACCGAUCGUCAUCAAAGUAAUCGAACUGAUUUUGGCCAUUUUCGCGGUCGGUCUGGUGGUCGAUCCAAUGAACUCGUUUCAGAAAACCUUCAAUAGGGCGCGAUUCAAGCUGGAUGACGCCGCCACUAUUUACGUUACGGUCGCCGGCUAUAUCCUCAUCAAUGCGCUCUUCAUCCUCAGCCACAUGCUCGGCGAUCGCGUGCCAAAAAGAACGUUGAUAAUGUUCGCGUCUGUGGGCGCGCUUAUGCACGUGGUAGCCGGAAGUCUCAUGAUCCACAAUUGGCGUAAAAUGAACGGUCCUUAUUAUUAUGUGUACAACAACGAGGUCCAUCCCAGCAAGCAAUACAUGGACAUGCUUAUAUCCGCAGCCGUAUUUACGUUCGUAAACGCAGCAGUAUUCCUCGCGGAGAUUAUCGCCAUAAUAAAAUGCUCGUGAACAUCACAUCGUUUGCAUAAAAGACCUGACAAUCUCCAAAGAAGUUGGAGGACUCUCGUCAAAGUUACGAGUAAUUCGCUUCGAAAGAAACAACAAAUUUUUAAUUUCUCUUUAAAGUUCAUUAUAAUUAACUUAAAUUUUUCGAAAUUUAUCUCACAAGAAAUGUCUAUCGAUAUAGGUCUAAUAUUGCAUUAAAAAAGUCCUUCUUUAUAAAAAGAGGUUUAUUUAAAACAGAAAAUUUAAAAAAAUUUUAAAUUUAAAAAUCUCUUUAUAAAAAGAGAUUUAUUUAAAACAAAAAAUUUUAAACAAAAAACAUUGCAUAUUGCCAUAAUUUUGAUGAAUAUUAUCUGCUUCGAAGAAAAAAUUUUUUUAAAAUAUUAACUUUGUAAAAACCAAUCGACAACACAUUGUAUGUUAGAAACGUAGUAGUAUUAUAUAUUAUCACCAUAGUAUAGUAUAUAAGCAACAUCGUGCACAUCGUGUAUAUCGUGUAUUAACAUAGAAAAAUUAGCGAUAAUAUAAUAGAUUCGUAGCGUUAUAGUUAUGUAAGGCAAAACGCGAAAUUGCAACGAUUGCAACGUAAUCGCAAUUUGAAAAAAAUUACCAUCAUUCGAGCAAAGUAUUUAUUCGCGUAUGAAUCCGUCCAGUAAGUUUUGUAUUCAUAGAGCAUUUAUUUCUACAAAGUAUUUAAUAAGCAAAUCUAAGAAGCUAUUCUCUCUUUUAAGCGAAAUAAAAAAAUAUCUCUUCUCGUCCAUUUUAUAUCUUACACUUUCUCUCUCUCAUCUCCAUCUGUUUUCCUUAGGUCAAAUUCGCAAAUAAAAAUGAAAAAAAAAAA
Camponotus floridanus (Florida carpenter ant) is the source of this 1925-nucleotide messenger RNA. RefSeq lists its product as uncharacterized. Bases 590 to 1090 code for a protein of 166 amino acids. NCBI's taxonomy places the organism in Eukaryota, Metazoa, Arthropoda, Insecta, Hymenoptera, Formicidae. The record is from RefSeq and is a predicted model, not a curated record. Gene Ontology annotation, cellular component: membrane. Gene Ontology annotation, biological process: septate junction assembly. The transcript has 5 exons.